CCACCACCCACCAACCACACUCCUCCGAAUUAGUGUUUUCGACUUCUUUCUGAAGUGCAGGUUCAUGAGCGAGUGUACACGUGUAAGACACCGUUAUUGUCACCCCAACCAGUCGCGUUCCCUCUGCUCGCCUGAACUAUCAGGAGUAACCUUCCCCAUAGCUCUUAGCCCGCUGACGCCAGCGCAUCGUUAUUAGGCCUCUAAGUUUAACGCUAACCACACUCUACUAGCCCAAGCAAGUCACGAUGCGUUCCUUAUUUCCGUCUCGAUCGCCUAAUACUUACCUACGUUAAACCGGCAAUCCCACCAAUGGCAUCUUCAUCCGCAUACAUGCAGCGCCCCACUACCGGCGGCGGCGGCGGUGGCGGCGGCGGAGGCGGUGGCGGCCGUCACACUUCCGCCGGUGCUGUCCGCCCCGCCACUAGCGGGGGCAGGGAGGGCAGCGCGCGGGGUAAGUCAGCGGGAGCUCCGUGGCACAACCCCGCGCGGAACAGCCACGCCCCGCUGGGCGACGAGGAUGGCGGGGAAUGCUUCCCCUCGCCCCGCUGCCACCCCGCUGAUACUGCUUCCGCCGCCAGGCGCCACCGUUCCGCCUUCGACUCCCGCCGCGGGGGGGGGCACGUCGCCCGCAGCGGCGCGUCCGGCUGCUUGGACGGGUAUUUGGGGGAAGGGGGGGCGGAAGCUGGUAUUGAGGCGCCUAGAAUUCGGUAUUCGGGGAAGGGGAGGGCGGAAAUGGCCGAGAUGGCGGAGAUGGCGGAGGAGUGGCCCCCGCGAAGCUCAGUGCGGCGCUCGAUGCGGCGCACGGGAUCCAUGGAGGUUUCCGCACUCAUGUUGCGCGCCAAUGAUUUCGACUCCCCGAACUCCCGCGGCCUCUCCGCGGGCUGCAGCAGCCGCGCAGGGAAGGGGCGCGCGGAACGCGGGGAACACGUAAAUACGCGGAGCAAGGAGGCGGGCAGCCGGAAGGAGAGAGAGGCGCGGCAUGGGAGGCGGAGCGAGCACGCGGACGGUGCGGCGAUGGCAAGAGUUUCGCGACAGGGCGCGGAGGAGACGCGCGAGGGCGCAACGGGGCGGUGGGGCGGCGGGAAUACGACGACGACUGUAGAUAACUACCGAGACGAGGAGGAGGGGGAGGAGCAGGAGGGGGAAGACGAGGAGGCAGGCGACACGAGCUGCGACAUGUCGCCCUAUGCGACGGGCGACACGUUCUGCGACCUAUCGCUCUACUCUACAGGCGACACGAGCAGCUACAGGAGCAGCCGACAGUCGCGCUCCAGCCAGGAGUCGGACGAGGCGGACAGCGCCGCGGCGGGGGGGGCGCGCGCGGAGGAUGCGGCGGGCGCGGGUACGGCAGCAGCAGGAGCGGGAGGAGCGGGAAGAGCGGGAGGAGCGGGAAGAGGGGGAGGAGCGGGAGGAGUAGGAGGAGCACCGGGGCGAGGAACACGAGGAGUAGGAGGCGCGGCAGCGGCAGCAGAAGCAGUACUAGCAGACGAUCAUGGUGAGGCGGCAGGGCAGAGAGCCAGAAUCGGUAGGAGGAAAAGCGGGGUGCGAUGGGAUACUGCAAUCCAGGAUAACGAGGAGGAGGAAAGGGAGAGGGAGAGGGAGAGGGAGUGGGGAAGGGGGAGGCAGGGAGAGGGGAGGAGGGGGAGGGGAAGAGAAGAGGAUGGGCAAGCAGCGGAUCGAGGGGAAGAAGCGGACGAGGAGGAGGAGGAGGAGGAGCGUGCUUCGCGCUCCCCGCACUCCUGCAGCAGCAGCUACCUGCGGUCGCCCACGGGUAGCAGUGCUGAGUCGCCGAGCGGACCCGCCACACCGCGCCACCUCCGGGCCACUGCUGGCAGCAGCAGUAGCAGUAGCGCGAGACGGGAGAGUGGCAGUGCAGGUAAUGCGGCUGGUGCCAAGAGAUCGCCGCAGGAGAGCGGGAGUCGACUGACCGGUGGAUCUAGAAAGGGGAGAAUGAGGGGUGACGACAACGAGGGACGGGAACUGGGGGGGGGAGAUGGGGAGGAGGAGGAAGGAGCAGAGGCAGGGGCGGUAGGGGAGGAGGAACGGCGAGGAGGGAGAGGGGAGGGCGUGGCGCGAGGGGGAGUGAUGUGUUUUGAGGCAGGGCUGAGGUCCCCCCAGGGGCAGGUGGUUGCGGGCAUGGUGCUGCGGCCCGCGUCCCUUGCGCUUCCUGCAACAGCAGGGCAGGGGUGCACAGGGACAGCAGGGGUGCAACAUCAGGCAGUCACUGGCGGUGCUCCCUUUGAAUCUGGGAGCCAUUCUCAGGAGCCGAGGGGGCGAGAACAGGGGGAGGAGGAACGCCGAGGGGGGGGGGGGCGGUUGUCUCGGGGGGUGUCCAUGUCAGCAUGUGCCCUAAGACGGCUGCAUGAGGAGGGGAGUGAUUGUAACAGUAACGGUAACAGCGAUAGUGAGAGUGAUAGUAACGGGGGGAGCUAUAGUGGAGGUGGUACUACAGGGGGCGUGAAACACACUGGUGAGGGGAGUGCGGAGCGCAGGAAGGAGGGGAUCUUCAGGGGUGGGGAGAUGAGAGGGGCUAUGGGGGUGGUUAUGGGGAAGGGGAGUGGGCUGGGGAGGGGGAGCGUAAGUGUGCGUGGGUUGCGGUCAAUGUCGCACCACGGGCGGCACAGCAGCAUGUCCUGGGCGGCAGAAGCGGCCAUACAGGCAGCGGUAGGUGUGGGAGACAGGCUGACUUCUGGGGGGGAGAGAUUGGCACGUAGGGAUUCGAUGCCUCUGCAGGCGUUGGCGCAUGUGGAGGCGCUUGACGGGGGAAGGGAGGAAGGGGCCGGGGGACAGGGGAGGGGACAGGGGAGGGGACAGGGGAACCGAGUGCUAGACUGGGAGAGGGAUGAGGUGCAGGGUGGGGAGAGGAGAAGAAGUGAUGGCGACGGCUCGCAUUCCCCUCGUGUGAUCCGGAAUAGCAGUGCUGACGCUGCCACGAGCAACGGCAGCAGCAGCAACACUGGCGGCGCCCGCAGCAACCUUGGUCUGCUCGCAGGAAACCAGCGCCACCAGCAGCAGCAGCAGCAGCAGCAGGAACAGCAGCAGCGGUCACCUUUCUCACCCAAUCCCCGCCUCCCCCACAUAUCACCUCCCCUUCGCCAGCAGUCCUGUGUCGCCCUCCUUGAACCCGACCCCUCCCUCUCCGCCUCCUCCUCCCCCUCCUCCUCCGCCUCCCAUUCUCUCCGCCCCCCUGCCCGCACCAUCUCCCGAACCCUAGACGCAUGCCAGGCUGCGGGGAUAGGCGCAGGGGGGGUGGUGCUCCCUUCGGGGGGCAGCAGGGGAGGGGGCGCGGGGGGAGUGGCGGAACGCAUGGCAGGGCGCCUGGCGUCCACUCUGUCGGGGGGAUUGCUGGGGCUGGCGCGGCUGGGGAGUGGGGUGCUGCUGGGGGAGGGCAGGGGGGGGAAGGGGGGGAAGGUGGGGAAGGUGGGCGGGGGGGAUGGCGCAGGGGAGCAUGAAGGUGAAGGUGCCAUUGGGUCUGCUGGUUCUGCUGCUGGUGCUGCUGCUGGUGCUGCAGCUGGUACUGCUGGCACUGUUGGCCCUGCUCGGGUAGCAUCCUCCCUAUCAUCACCCCUGUCCUCAUCAGCAUCCACUGCAGCACAAGCAGCAGCACGGGGAGAGGCAGGGGCAAAAGAGCAUGUGUUCCGCCCUGCCCCCGCAGACGCCUCUGCCCGCCCGCGCACUGCUGGCUUCCGCUCCGCCUCUGUCGCUGGCCCCUCCAGAGGGGGGGAUGCCCCGGGGGGGGGAGGCUUGGGGGAGCUGCUGGGCGGGAGCAGGGCGGAUAAGGGGCUGGGGCUGGGGUUGGGGAGGGGGAGGUUGCGGUCGUCAGGGGGGAGUGGGUUGUGGGGGGAAUGGCAAUCUUCCUCCCGCACUGGUGGCACUCUCAGCAGCUCCCUUGGCGCUGGUGGCUUGUUGACGGAGAAGGCAGCGGUCCAAGCACGGCCCGCCACAGCAGCAGCCCGCGUGUUGAGAUCACCCACUGGGAGCAGCAGUGGUGGUGGGGGUUUGGGGAGGGAGCAGGGGGAAGGCGAUGGGAUCCAGGGAGGGUUAGUGAGAGCUGCGGAAGGCAGUGGGAAGCAGCCAAGGUUUGUGUGCCUCGCACCUAGUGAGGACGAUGAGGGGAGUGAGGCGGGGAGUGCGAAGGGGAGUAAGGAGGGGAGUGAAAAAGAGAGUGAGAAAGGGAGUGUGAGGGAUAGAAGAGGGGAGGUACGAGAGGAGGACAACGAGUCUGUGGCAAGUAGUGAGCGGGCAGGGAGGGGAGUGCAGGCGUGCACCAGGCAAGGAAAGAACGGGGAGAGUGAUAAGGAGCCAGGGGAAGUGCACAACGAUAGGGUAAACGGCGGUAAUGGGAUGGGGGAGAGCAGGGCAGAGAGUGAGCCAGACAGUUUAGGGCCGCAUGGUAAGGGUAGGGAUCAGGGGCGGUUGGCCCCGCACCAAGCAAGCAGGAAUUCUCAGGCCGUAAAUGCACGGGGAUAUGAGGGUAUUGAUGAUACCCUGUGGCAGGACGCAGAGAGUCAGAGGAGUCGACAGGAGGAAUGGGAGGAUGAGGUGGGGGUUGAGGAGAGGGAGAAGGAGGAGGAGGUGAGAGAGGGGAGGGGGGAGAGGAGUGUUGGGCAGGUGGGGGGAAGUAAAAUGAGGCAAUUUGCUGGAGAUGAGGUGAAGGGAAGGUGGAGGGAGGGGGAGAGGGGAGGGUGGAGAGAGGAGGAGAGGUGGAGCAGAGGGGAUGCGGAGGAGGAAGAGGAGGAAGAAGAUGAAGAAGUGAGAGAGGAGGGAGAGGAGGGAGAGGAGGGAGAGGAGGAGGAGGAGCAAGAGGAGCAAGAGGAGCAAGUUGUGAUUAACAGGGAUACUUGGAGAGGCAGGAAUGGCACUGGGAAUGGGUAUGGGAAUGGGCAUGGGCAUGGGAAUGGGCAUGGGCAUGGGCAUGGGCAUGGGUGGCAAAAAGGUAACGGAAGGGGAGCGAGGGUAAAUGCGGGCUGUGAGGACCUUUAUGGCCCGAGCCGUGGGGGUGAGGGGGAGGAGGAGGAGACGGAUGAUGAUGGGUGGUGGAGGGAUGGGAGGCGGCGAGAUGACAGGAGGCGCGAGGAGGCGGUUGAGGAGGAGAGGAGGCGGGAGGAGUAUAGGAUUGGGGAGGAGAGGAGGGAGGGGGAGAGGAGACGGCGAGCAGAGGAGGAGAGGCGAAGAGGGGAGGAGGAGAGGAGUGAGGAAGCGAGGAGGCGAGAGGAGGAGAGGAUCCGGGAGCAGGUGCGAGCAGAGGAGAGGCAGAAGGUACUUGAGGAGUUGGAGCGGGAGAGGGAGCAGAGGAAGAGGGCGGAGGAGGAGUUAAGACGACUGGAGCAGGAGAAGCGGGAGCAGGAGGAGCGGAAGAGGGUGAUAAAGGAGAAGCGGAGAGCAGCCAAGGAGAGGCUGAGGGUUGAUGUAGCUGGGCUGCGCACACCCACGGCUGCCUUCCCCUCCUCCACCUCCUCCUCCUUCUCUACUACCUCCUCCCCUUCGUUCCCCUCCCCCUCCUCACUUAUGUCGUGCCCUGCUAGGUCCCCAUCCCGCCGGUCCGCCUCCCCACUGUCCGCCUCCCCCCUGUCCGCCUCCCCCUGUCCGCCUCCCCCCUGUCCGCCUUCCCCCUGUCCGCCUCCCCCCUGUCCUCCUCCCCCUUCCGCAAAACGGCGAGGAGCAGCAGAAUGGAGCAGCAGAGAGCAGAGGCGAGAGGCGAAGCUGCCUUCACAGAAGCGCCGCAGAGAAGGGGCAUUGCCGCCUGGGCCGAUGCUGUAGAUGCUGGGGGAAAGUGGCCAGGGGGU
Molecule: messenger RNA, 5786 nt
Organism: Closterium sp. NIES-67
Lineage: Eukaryota; Viridiplantae; Streptophyta; Zygnematophyceae; Desmidiales; Closteriaceae
Source: the annotation of a GenBank genome assembly